Cutaneotrichosporon cavernicola is the source of this 2331-nucleotide messenger RNA. RefSeq lists its product as uncharacterized. Bases 1 to 2331 code for a protein of 776 amino acids. The transcript is spliced from 7 exons. Gene Ontology annotation, molecular function: protein binding. NCBI's taxonomy places the organism in Eukaryota, Fungi, Basidiomycota, Tremellomycetes, Trichosporonales, Trichosporonaceae. The record is from RefSeq and is a predicted model, not a curated record.
AUGCCCCAGGUGAACGGCUCGUCAACACCUAGAACAGGCAUACCCACUCCCAAGGGGAGCCGCUUACGGCCCCAAGUGGCGGUGGGUACGCCGACGCCAUUACGCGUGCCAGCGCCAGUGACGCCAGUGACGCCUGACACGCCCAGUAGGCCGGCGGCAUCACGCGUUGUCCGCUCGUCGCGGCCCAGUCUCACCACGCGCCCUUCACCCCCUGCCUCGUUUCCCAGUACAGUCUCUCCGACAACCAAGCUCGAGAGGCCGCCCAGUCGGACGAGCACGCCGAAGCGCGUCGCAUCGCCAGCCAGAUCUGUUGCGAGGAAGAAGUCCAUCACCCAGCUCCAAGAACCAACACCACCGCUGCCGUCUGCCGCUCCUGCAUCACAGCCAUACGCCCCUCCCGCACUAUCACAUCAAUCCACCCCGCCCACCCCACCGCUUCCCACGCCCGUGGUGGAGCCACCACCGAAACCGCCCCGCAAUGCGCGUAGAGCCGAUCCUCACGCGCAACCACCCGAGCUCCAGACGUCGGAGCUAGACGUGCUCAAGGCGCGGCUGGAAUCUCUCCAGACGCAGUACCGCGUCCUCCAGACCGAGCAUGCGCGGUGUGCACCGCGCGUUGCGCGUGUCCCGAACCUUCCGGCGGGCGUGAGUGCCGACAAGGUCCUCGAGCUACUGUAUGACCGCGCGACGCUUGGAGCCAUUGUACAUGCCAUGCCGAGGGAACAGCGCACUAGCUUGCUCGGCGUCAUGGCUGAGGCAUGCCGGCCAAGCGAUAUUCAAGCGCAGAUCGAUGUGCUGGAGCAGCUGAAGGAAUGCCGAUCUGGCGUGCUGGGACGGAUGGACGACAAGCUUGUCACCUGUGCCAUCCAGUUCCUCCCCAGAGGUGAUAUCCUCAACCUCCGCCUCGUGUCCAAACGGUAUGACCGGUUAGCCUCACUGCCUGCCGUAUGGCGCCCAAUGUGCAAGGAGUUAGAGGCGACGUGGGACGGUACAAUCGAUCUCAGCAACUAUGGGCUUGAGGAGGAUGGUGACUGUGGCUCGUACGAUGAUACCAUCCGCAUCUGGCACCUUCCUUACGCCGUCACGAGCGCGAAGGCCGUGCCGCCGCCGCAGGUCAUUCCCGCCAAGUCGGUGUCGAGUUUGGACUACUACGCUCCAGAGCAGGUGCUCGUGACGGGUUCGCAUGAUGUCGGGCGGGCCACACUGUGGCGGCAGAUCGACGGCGAGUGGAAGGCGGACCGCAUCUUGUCUGGCCACCUGCACGGUACGCGUGCUGUUGCUAUCAACGCGCAGUGGAUGAUCUCAGUGGGCUCUGACAAGGCAAUCGUCGUCUGGGACUGGCGCAGCGGAAGCAAGGUCGUGCGGUUCGGCCAGCAGACCAACGUCUGCAUCGGCAUGAACUUGCUGGACAACUUCAUCAUCACUGCCACAGUCGACGGCGUCAUACGCAGCUUCUCGAUCCAGAAGCGCGAGAUGCUCGGCUCGUUCAAGCUCUCGGACCUGGCGGCCAGGCAGCCCGAGUACGCAUCCAAGCUCAAGGACGUCGGCGUUGGCGCCUUAGGCAUGCUUACGUGGUUCGAGGCAGAGGGCCGCUUCAUGGCGUGCGCGACUAAGGACAUCGUCAUUCGUCUCGCGUGGGACUGGGCGACCUCUGAGGAGCAGCAGGAGAUGGAGGACGGCGUGCCUUCCUCGCUCAGCCCAAGCAAGGACGCGUCUGUCGCACCUCUGCGUCCACGGCUCAGCGCUGGCGUCGCGGGGUCGCCCAGACCGCAGUCACCUGCGGCACCUCGCCGGGCGGCUGCGAGUCCGGUGCACAAGGCAACGGCGACGGCGACGGCGACGGGCUCCAAGCUGAUAGACACCCUCACGAACGUCAGCGACGACGUGGCUGCCACAAGUGGGACAGCGAGCAAGUACGCGUUCAUGCGGCCGCCACGCAUCGUCGAGAUCCUCGACAUCACGGGCACGGAGCGCGGCGCGUUCGAGGCGGGCCGCGUGCGCAUAAUCACCAGCCGCCGCCUCUCAGUCAAGGCCGGUGCAGAGCGCCGCGUAAUUGUUGGCACGGAGCGGCUUGGCGAGAAUGGGGACCCCACUAUGAAGCUUGUAUCGCUGGGUGGCAAGUGGGACACGCAGGGCCGUGAGGCGGGACUGCACAUCGCUGCCAAGAACCCAAUGAGCCUGGCCCUGGACCACGACAAACUUGUUUACGGCUGUACCGACGGAUCAAUCGUCGUCGCGGGCUUUGUGGGCGCAGACGGUGUUGUAAAGCCGAACUCGAACCCCAUGCCGAGCAAGCCCGCGCCCCGGAAGAGUAAUAAGAGGUCUCCAUAG